Molecule: messenger RNA, 696 nt
Organism: Lodderomyces orthopsilosis Co 90-125
Lineage: Eukaryota; Fungi; Ascomycota; Pichiomycetes; Serinales; Debaryomycetaceae
Product: polyamine acetyltransferase
Exons: 1
Coding region: 1-696 (231 amino acids)
Cellular component (GO): cytoplasm
Molecular function (GO): aralkylamine N-acetyltransferase activity
Source: RefSeq, a predicted model, not a curated record
AUGUCUGAUUUUCCACCUAAUGUGUCGAUAAGACCGUUGACUAUUGAAGAUAUUGAUCAAUGUAUAGAGUUGGAAAAGAAAGGAUUCCCAGAAGAAGAGAGAUGCACGCCUGCCAAAUUUAAAUACAGACUAACCGUGGCACCAGAAUUGUGUUCAGGUUUAUUCAUUAGAGAUUACGAUUAUAAAUACAAUUACAUCAACUUACCAGAAGUUGCUAAAUCACUCCAAGAGAAACACGAUGCUGAAGAGAAGCGAGACCCAGAAACGACCAAAGAAGGAGAAACAGACGAUGAGGAAUUUCCUGAAAAGUCCUCCGUAGUUAAGGAAACCUUGAUUGGCCAUAUCAUAGCCACCAAGGUAGAUGGUUCAAGAAUCACUGAGGCUUCUAUGGAACUCCCAUCUAAGGAUAUUAAGGGUUCCGGACACUGUGAGUCAUCUAGAUACAUCGGAAUACACUCGGUUGUAAUUGCCCCUAAAUGGAGAGGCAAAAAUUUGGCUGCGUUGUUAUUGCAUGAUUACAUUCAAAAAUUGUCAAACCAAGACAUGGGAGACCAAGUGGUUCUUAUCGCUCACAAGGAAUUGAUUCCAUUUUAUGAGAAAAUUGGCUUCAAUAAUAUGGGUGAAAGUGAAUGCAAGUUUGCCGACACUACGUGGUAUGAUAUGGCUAUAGAUUUAGUGCCUGCUGAUGAUCUUUGA